Messenger RNA from Morchella sextelata, 816 nucleotides. RefSeq lists its product as uncharacterized. Bases 1 to 816 code for a protein of 271 amino acids. The transcript is spliced from 4 exons. The record is from RefSeq and is a predicted model, not a curated record. NCBI's taxonomy places the organism in Eukaryota, Fungi, Ascomycota, Pezizomycetes, Pezizales, Morchellaceae.
AUGACUACGCCCACAAAAUCCCUAGAAGCAUCCACGCUCUCGCUUCUAACACUAAUAUCACACAGCCGCAGCCGUCCUCUCCAGCGGCGGCAUAGCCCCAGCCUCCAAGCCCUCCACCGACAACCCACUCGACAUCCUCCACGACAUCGGCGCCCUCACGCGCGCCCCCACCACCAAGCUCUCCAUCGCGAUUCGGCCACUAACAUCAUCUACGAUGCCGCUGCGCGCUGCGUCCAGGACAUCAUGCAGGCCGCUGACAACACCCUGGCGGCGCUGGAGGAGUUUGCGAAAGAGAUCCCCGAGAUCUGCCGAUGUGGGCAAGAGCGCGUGUGGCCGAGAGAUCGGCUAGCGAGCACGGGUGUGUUGAGCGCAUAUGGCGAUGCUGAAAGAUGCUAUGGGCGGAACUCAAGGAGUGGCUUGAGAGUAACGACGAGGACGAAGAUGAUGAGGCGGAGGGUGAAGCCGAGGACGAGGAUGCGUUUCUGGGAUGCGCCAAAGAAGGCCCUCUCGAAGGACGACACUGAGGCUAGGGAGAAAGUGGACGCAUCGUUAAAGAAGAUGAAGUUGGCCACUAUUCUCCUCGGCGCGGUGGUAAAGCGAAGAUUGGCAGGCGAGGGAAAGCUACAGGAUGCCCAGCGAUUGGAUAAGAUCGCGGAAUUGGCAAAGAGUGCUGAGGACGCAAAAGAGUUCGAGAAGAAAGCCAUUGAGUUGGCAGAGCUGGCAACCCUUGCGAACGAUGGUAAUGAUGACUCGUUCAGCAAGUGGUUCCGGGAAUUGCAAAGAUGCAAUUUCAAAGAACGGCUGAUCAGAAGAUGA